This is a messenger RNA of Brassica oleracea var. oleracea, 645 nucleotides long. Its product is annotated as probable serine/threonine-protein kinase At1g09600. The record is from RefSeq and is a predicted model, not a curated record. Gene Ontology annotation, molecular function: RNA binding; structural constituent of ribosome. Gene Ontology annotation, cellular component: cytosolic small ribosomal subunit; nucleus. The transcript has 5 exons. Bases 1 to 645 code for a protein of 214 amino acids. Lineage: Eukaryota; Viridiplantae; Streptophyta; Magnoliopsida; Brassicales; Brassicaceae.
AUGGCAUUGAAGUGCGUUCCAGAGGAUGUGGAGGUGAUUGGGUGGCGGCUGUGGUCUAGGCUUCUUGGUUCCCAACUGGCGAAACCUUACGGUGAGAAGGGAAGGAGAAUCAGGGAGUUGACAUCUCUUGUGGAGAAGAGAUUCAGGUUUCCUCAAGACAGUGUUGAGCUUUACGUUGAGAAGGUUGCCAACAGAGGUCUCUGUGCCAUUGCUCAGGCUGAGUCUCUCCGUUACAAGCUCCUCGGUGGACUUGCUGUUUGCAGACUUAAUCAACCAAAAAAGGUAAUUGACGUGAAGCUUCGAAAAGAGGAAGCAAGAGGAAAUAAAGGCAGUAAACAGAAUGAGUCAAAACAAAUAUCUAGAAAAUCCAAAGUUGUGUCUGCUUCAGAUGCCAGUGCCGAGUUACCAGCAUCAAUACAAAAACGUCAAGGGGAGAAUAACCAGACAAACAUGAGUGAAAAGUUCAAUCCUAAUGAAGAUGCAGCAAUGAAGAGUGUUAUGAUGAGGGGUUUGAAUCGGUCUCCUCCUCUAAGUAAAGAACUGAUGAUGCAAUGGUCUUUUGUUCAACGUGAAUCCCCCCAGUUGACAAAGUUCUCAGACUCGGUAGCUGCUAGAGAUGCAUCAGAUUUUUCUAUAGCGAAUUAA